AUGGCAACUCUUUUGCGGCCAGCAUCCCCUGCAGAGGACUUGCCGCAGUACUAUCAAGACCUGGGCGACACCGACAUCACAAACUGCUUCCGAAACUUUGAUCUCGAGAAGAACUUUGAUCGCUUCGACAGGCAGACGCGGAGCCCAAAGACCACCAACUUCUGCCUGGACUUUGGUGAGGAUGAAGCGUUCUGUGCCUUCGAUCUUGCUGCGUUCUCGUACUCGCGGCUCCUGGAAGCACCACGACCUCCACACUUGCACACACGAUGGAUCAACAUAUGGCAGCCCUACAAUCAGAAGGACACACUCCGCUUGAUUGGUCAACACUACGACUUCUCGCCGCGCUUGCUGAGUAUGAUGUGCAGUGAUCCGGUACCGGCGCGCUCUGGAAGUUCGAACAUGGACAGAAGCGUCUCUACACUUCGAUCGAGACUGUCGCAUCGUUCUAAGCACUCAAAAUCAAGCAGCGAGAAGUCAAAAUCUGGGUCAAAUAAAAAUACCAUUGAUUCAGAGGAGAGUAUUGGAAUGACAGAGCUGAUGCACUCCACACAACUGGAGAUGGUGCGUGACCUUACACACUACCAAAUUGUUGAGGACGUUUGGCAUUGGUCUACGGUAGACUGGGGUCGUCGAUAUUUGUGCCUAGGGUACAACACACUCCACAAUGUGCACAACAAGCAAACACACCACAGUCACCAUCAUGCAGGUCGACUCAACCGCGACCAGGACAUACCCUAUGGCAAGCGAGUAUGGAACUGGCUUCUGUUGUGCGAAGACAAGACAGUGAUCUCUAUCUCUGAAGAUCCUUUCCCAUUUGCCAACGGCGAAGUGCAUGGGUGGGAUUUGAGAAUGUUAUACACAAUCCGACGGAACCUGGUCAACGUGUUUCGACAACUGACUAAGGCACCAACGCCUUUGGCAGAUGCUGCUCUUACUCAACUACCGAUCCGACAUCGUAUCGGUCACAGCGAAGAGGAAACCGCACAUCGUGCCACCGAUACACCUGGUCUACUGUUCUACUACUUGUUCGAGGAUUGGGGAACUACUUUUGGCCUAAUAUCGCGCAGUGAGGAAGGUUACUCCGCCGAGCUAGAUCGUCUCCGCAAGGAAAUGUUGAUUAAGGCGGAUUUGACUCACGUUGAUCAGCUGCACCACAUCGGAUGCCAGCUUGCGGUCCUACGCCGCGUUUACCACUCAUACGAACUGCUCAUCGAACGCAUCCUUGAGAAACGAGAAGCUACACUAGCAUCGCUCAAGAACUCGCAUGUCAUGUCCCAUGCUGAGUCAAUGCUCUCAUCAAUGCACAGUACAGAGUCUCCAAAUCCGCUGCUACCAGAGCUUGCAAGUUCGCUGGGUGUAGCACUUAGUUCAGCUGCUAGAGUACGUUUCGAACGGCUCAAAGACCGCAUCAUUCUCUAUGCCUUGAGCGAGAUACAAGAGUGCAUCGACCAAAAAGACUCACUGGUUAUGAUGAACUUCAAUCUUAUCGCUAUUAAGGAGUCAUUCAGUGUGGAACGUUUGACGUGGGUCACGCUAGUUCUGGCACAGAUCACUAUUCUCUUCACGCCGGUGACUCUCAUGACUGGCUACUUCAGCAUCCAGUUUAAAGACACCGAGUUUGAGAUCAAAAGUUACUGGUGGGCCUUUGCCAUCGUCUUGAGCCUUUCGCUGCUCAUGUUGUUCAUGUUCAGCUUCCUGAGUGGCACUUUGAAUGGACACAUCCUCUCAAGGAGCUGGAGCAGAAUGAUGUUAGACCUCAGCAAGCGGUGGUGGGCGCAUCGAAAAAAGCGAGACAAGACCCUCUGA
Messenger RNA from Ascochyta rabiei, 1806 nucleotides. RefSeq lists its product as uncharacterized. The record is from RefSeq and is a predicted model, not a curated record. Lineage: Eukaryota; Fungi; Ascomycota; Dothideomycetes; Pleosporales; Didymellaceae. The transcript has 3 exons. Gene Ontology annotation, molecular function: magnesium ion transmembrane transporter activity; cobalt ion transmembrane transporter activity; cobalt ion binding. The coding region runs from base 1 to 1806 and encodes 601 amino acids.